AUGUCCCUCACACUGAAGCUCUCCUCCCUUGCCAUCCGCACGCUGUCAAAGCCGAUAGCCAACCAAAUAAAGGCCCAGGCCCGCGAACAUGACCGAUUUCGGCGAAUUUGCAUCUCUAUGGCCCAGGGCCUUCAUCAACUCGAUAUGCGCCUCCGGUUAGGCACAAUACGCGACAACCAUGCGGCAACACGACGAGCGGCUGCUGAAGCGGAACUACGAAAACACAAGCCCACAUCCCCGACCGCGAAGACUCAAGCUGAAACAAAGGCUGAGGAGGAGGCCAUUGCAAAAGCAAAGGCUGCGGCAUCCGAGGCCGAAAAACCAGCACCAAAACCUCACAUUCGGCCGCUGUCCGAAUCAAAGGCCAUUGAAUCCGGCGCAACAUUUAUCAGCGAAGGGUUCCUGUUUCUUGUGGCAGGCGGACUUAUACUGUUCGAGUCAUGGAGAUCUCGGAGGAAGGAGAAUACCCGGAGAGAUGAUGUUGCGGCUCGACUCAAUGAGCUUGAAGGGACGGUGGGAGUUUACAGGGAGGCAUUUGUAGCUCUCGAAAAACAGGGAGAUCUACCGCCACCGUCCCGUAAAAUCCUCCUGCGGAUGAUAGAGGAUGUGGAGCCGGAGCCAGCAGUAGAGCCUGAAGAACAGGGAUGGCUCUCGACAAUAACAUCAUAUCUUUCGUUUGGGGACAGCCAACAGCAGCCUGAGAAGCCGACUGAUGGAAACCAAGCCAAACCCCCUCCGGGCACUUCUCCUACACCCACAACAAAUGUUCCAGCCGACUCCAAUUCAACAGUAGUGUCCAAAAAUCCAUAA
Aspergillus puulaauensis is the source of this 810-nucleotide messenger RNA. Its product is annotated as OPA3 family protein. Lineage: Eukaryota; Fungi; Ascomycota; Eurotiomycetes; Eurotiales; Aspergillaceae. The coding region runs from base 1 to 810 and encodes 269 amino acids. The transcript is spliced from 2 exons. The record is from RefSeq and is a predicted model, not a curated record. Gene Ontology annotation, cellular component: mitochondrion. Gene Ontology annotation, biological process: regulation of lipid metabolic process.